AUGUCUGACGAGCCGUCGUUGCCUCAGCUUCCCGCCGUAUCGUGGGACGAGCAAUAUCAGAGCUUCUCUUUCAACCCCCGCAAGCGUGGCCGUAAUAACUAUCAAACCGGGUAUUCAUCGCCGCUGCUGUUCAAUUCUAGUGAUCCCGCAGUCUUCUCUAGUGAUGACGACCCGGGAUUGGACAAUUAUGUAGAAGGGCGGCCGAAGAAGCGCUAUGUUGGGACCUGGUUUCAGCAGCACCCUGCGACAGACGGCAACGCACCCAACACACUGCAGCAGACAAGACGCACACUGACAAGGGACUAUGACAGCGGCGUUUUUCUGGGCAGCGAUGUCACCACGGAUGCAGAUUGCGGCAGUGACUUGGACUGCCUGAAGAUUCCAAGUCGGCCAAGGCUGCAACCGAUCCGUUUGUCGUACGCUGAGAUGGCGGCCAGGCGGAAGAUUGAGGAGUGCAUUGACAGGGGUGUUGAAUCGGUUGAUCUGUGGUCCAUGGGACUAGAAGAGAUCUCCGAUGGCACCAUUGAACGUCUGGGCCAAGUUGCCAACAUACCAGAUGUGGCCAAGGAUGUGGCCUUUGUGCCAAGGGAGCCCGAGCUGAAGCUGUUCCUUGCGAAAAACAGGCUAUCACGAUUGCCCGGCAGCCUCUUUGACCUCACACAUCUUGUGGUUCUCAGUCUUCGUGGAAACCAACUUACGGAACUGCCCCCCGCGAUUUGCAAGCUGCGCAACCUGAAGCAGCUCAAUUUGUCUCACAACAAUUUCUCGCACCUGCCUGCCGAGUUGCUUGAUUUAUUGCAAUAUGGAGGUCAGCUCUCCGAGCUGAACCUGCUUGCCAAUCCACUCAUCCAACCACAAGGCUGCAUAGAGUCUCUAGAGUCCAUUCUAGAGCCCAUAGCUGAGGACAAUGACGAGGCUUUUCUAUGCCCUGCCCCAAAAAUCCUGUACAGAUAUGAACGGCCAGUGGCGAUGUGUGAAGUCCCGCGAUACCUGAGCCGGUGGCUUGGCCGAAGCCCGGUGCAAUUUUGUGAUUCCAGGGGCCAGCUUCUCUCAGAAUUUCGUACUGCGUUGGAUUCGGAAAUACCAGUGCUACCUGUGGAGGUAGCAAGUAACAGGAUCGGCCUCGCAGCCACAUACUCCCCACCGGCAUCGACGAAUUUCCGAAAGCAAGCGACGAAGCCGAGUGCCGUGCCCAGCUUACUCGAGAUGGCUCUGCGGAGCUGCUACCGCAGCAGCCAACUUCCUGACCUCGAGUCUUACAUGCCAGAAGGACCUGAGCACCUUCGAAAGUUGCUACGACGAGCCUCUUCGCAGAAAGACAUGGGUGGUCUGGUUUGCUCAAACUGCCGAAAGACGCUGAUUGUACCCCCAAUGCAAUGGAUCGAAUGGCGAGAACUAAGGACCAGCCAAAUCAGGGGCAACGCGGGAGAAGAUUACGAGAUUAUCAGCACGUGGACGUAUUCCACUGACAAGAGCGAGAUUGCAGUGCCUUUUCUUUAUCGAGCGUGUUCGUGGAAUUGCGGGCCAAAGGAUUUGGAGAAGGAUAAGGGGUGGAAUAUGCUAGAGGGGUAUUCCUCCGUGAGGGUUCUUCCUCUUGGACAGUGGGGAUAA
This is a messenger RNA of Trichoderma atroviride IMI 206040, 1611 nucleotides long. RefSeq lists its product as uncharacterized. NCBI's taxonomy places the organism in Eukaryota, Fungi, Ascomycota, Sordariomycetes, Hypocreales, Hypocreaceae. The record is from RefSeq and is a predicted model, not a curated record.